UCCAUCCGUGCGCCGCCGCCCUGACGUCGACUCGGACGGGUCCACCUCCACCUCCCAGCUUGCUGGCAAUCCCCUCUUGCUCAUCCAGUUCGGAACUCGCCCAUCUUUACUAUGGCGCAACGACAACCCCUCAAGUGGGACAAGGUUCACCCAAAGCACAGCGAGCACUUUGCUGCCUUUCCCUCCCGUAGGUCCACUGUCAUGGGCUCCAGGGGCAUGGUCGCCUGCUCCCAGCCUCUCGCCGCUUCCGCUGGCAUAGCCAUCCUCGAAAAAGGAGGCAACGCGGCAGACGCCGCCGUCGCAGUCGCGGCAGCGCUCAACGUGACUGAACCUUGCAGCACCGGUAUCGGAGGCGACGCUUUCUGCCUCUUCUACGACGCAAAGACCAAGGAUAUCCGGGCGCUCAACGGCAGCGGCAGAACGCCAAAGGCCAUGCCCCUCGAGCGCCUCCGCGAGAGUGGCGUCCAAGGCGAACAGAUUCCUCUGACCAGUCCACACGCCGCGACGGUCCCCGGUGCAGCAUCCACGUGGGUCGACACGGUCCACCUCCUAGGUAGUGGAAACGUUCAGCUCAAGGACGUGUUGGCACCCGCGAUCCAGCUCGCAGAAAACGGGGUCCCAGUCCACGAGAUUGUGGCCGAGGCUUGGAAAGUAUCGGAAAAGACUAUCAAAGAGGCCAGUCCAAAUGCUAACGAGAUGCUGCUGCACGGCAAGGCUCCUCGUGCUGGCGAAAUCAUGGCGAUGCCCAACCUGGCUCGGACCUUCCGCGAGCUUGCCGAGCACGGAAAAGAUGGGUUCUACAAAGGCCGUGUCGCACAGGCCAUUGUCGACGUGCUUAAAUUGCGAGGAGGCGUGAUGGAGCUAGAGGACUUGGCUGCUCACGCCGAGAUUGGGACCGAGGAAGUGGAGCCGAUUCGAUACACCUACCACCACCCCGGUGACAAGGCAGGCACCGAAGGUGUGACAGUCUACGAGUGUCCUCCGAACGGCCAAGGUCUGACUGCCCUCCUCGCCUUGGGAAUCCUCGACGAGAUGCAGAAUUCCGGCCAAGUCAUUGAUCUGACGGAGGUCGAACACAAUUCGGCCGAAUAUCUUCAUGCUCUCAUCGAAGCCUUCCGCCUCGCCUUUGCCGACACGCGAUGGUACGUCGCUGAUCCGGAACACGGUGAUGUGCCCGUGCAAGACCUCCUCAGCAAGCAAUAUCUCCAAAAGCGCGCAGCGCUCUUUGAGCCUUCCAAAGCAACAGUCGAUGUGCGAAAAGGCAGUCCUGUAAAGACCAGCGACACGGUCUACUUUAGCGUCGUCGAUGAGGACGGCAACGCUUGCUCUUUCAUCAAUUCAAACUAUGUGGGGUUCGGGACAGCGAUCAUUCCGAAAGGCUGCGGCUUUACUCUACAGAACCGCGGCGCAGGCUUUGUGCUGCAAGAAGGUCACCCCAACUGUUUCGCUCCGUCGAAACGGCCCUAUCACACUAUCAUUCCAGCUUUGGCGCUACGAGGUGACCAGCUUUUCCUCAGCUAUGGAGUAAUGGGCGGAUUCAUGCAGCCACAAGGACACGUGCAAGUCUUGCUCAACAUUCUGCAUCGGGGCUUCACGCCGCAGGCUGCACUUGAUGCGCCGCGCUUCUGCAUCGGCGCCGGCAUGCCGGACCAAACGGGCUCGAUCGACUCGCACGUUUAUCUGGAAGAAGGUAUCAAACCGGAAGUGGUGGAGAAGUUGCGGCAGAUGGGCCACAACGUCAAGCUCAUCCAGGGCUGGGGGCGAGACAUAUUCGGCCGUGGACAGGUCAUUCAGAAGCUAGACGACCCAACAGGCAAACUGGUCUGGGCAGGCGGUAGUGAUAUGCGAGCGGACGGCCAGGUCAUUGCUCAGCUGUGAUCAAUAACAUCGUCAAAUGGAAACCAUAGUGUAACUUAUUCCGGCUGCCGCUAAUCGAGCGCGAUCAAAGUGGUUUCGCACUUG
Messenger RNA from Tilletiaria anomala UBC 951, 1962 nucleotides. Its product is annotated as gamma-glutamyltranspeptidase. The record is from RefSeq and is a predicted model, not a curated record. The coding region runs from base 112 to 1878 and encodes 588 amino acids. The transcript has 4 exons. Lineage: Eukaryota; Fungi; Basidiomycota; Exobasidiomycetes; Georgefischeriales; Tilletiariaceae.